This is a messenger RNA of Hemicordylus capensis (graceful crag lizard), 1946 nucleotides long. Its product is annotated as zinc finger protein 239-like. The coding region runs from base 792 to 1712 and encodes 306 amino acids. Gene Ontology annotation, biological process: regulation of transcription by RNA polymerase II. The record is from RefSeq and is a predicted model, not a curated record. NCBI's taxonomy places the organism in Eukaryota, Metazoa, Chordata, Lepidosauria, Squamata, Cordylidae. The transcript is spliced from 4 exons. Gene Ontology annotation, molecular function: RNA polymerase II cis-regulatory region sequence-specific DNA binding; DNA-binding transcription factor activity, RNA polymerase II-specific.
AUGCUGUUGGGACGGGUGGACCCGUCGGAGGAGAAAGGCAUGCGCAUCAAAUCGGGCUGCGUGCCUCCUGCAUUUGGAGCAGGCGAGCAGCGACAGGGAGGCGGAGCCGAGAGGAGGGGAAGGCACCGAAGGGGCGGAGCGAAGCGAAGCGAGAAUCCGAAGGGCGAGACAAAGAGCCUGCCGUCGCUGUGCAGAUCGCAGAAGCGUGCUGGGAAGAAAGAGCAGGAGUCCCCCCCCGCCCCAUCUGCCCCCUUGAGUCUGAGAUACGGGGCAAGAGGACGGCAGCGCCACACACACACACACAGAGAUCGCGAGCCCAGCCGGGAAGAUCCGUGGCUGGCUCGUGAAUGCUUUGGAUGGAGAGGAAGGUUCUCCCCCUGUCCUCAGAAGCAGACUGGAGGAUCCAGAGGUCUUUUCUGCUUGGGGCAGAAAUGGCACCGCCUGCCGAGGAGAUCUGUGUUUUGCUGUACGCAUAAGCUCCACUUCCACUGAUCACCCACCCAACCUGAAGGACUCAUUGCUGGUUACUGAACGCUUUGGAUAAAGAGGAAACAGGUGACAGCUGGGAGAGGAAGAAUCCAUUGGAGGAUUGUCACUGUGCCAGGUGUGGGGGGAAAGGGGAAAACACAAGAAUAAAAACUGGAAUAAUAUGGAAGAAUAGGAAUGGAUCUUCUGCUUCACAGGGUGGAAUCAAAAAAAAUAUUGCAGCAGUAAAGGGGAAAAAGCCUGUCCCGUCCCCUCGCAUAGGAAAAAGCUUAGCUUCUGAAACAAGCUUUCAAACUCAGUGGAAAAUGAACGCAGGAGAGAAACCAUAUGAAUGCUUGCAGUGUGGAAAGAGCUUCAGGCGGAGUGGAGCUCUUACUAAUCACCAGAGAACCCACACUGGGGAAAAACCACAUAAAUGCUUGGAGUGUGGAAAAAACUUCACUACGAGAGGAGACCUUCUUGUGCACCAUAGAAUCCACACUGGGGAAAAACCAUAUAAAUGCUUUGAGUGUGGAAAGAGCUUCAGACAGAGUGGAGAUCUUAUUUUACACCAUAGAACCCACACUGGGGAGAAACCUUAUAAAUGCUUUGAGUGUGGAAAGAGCUUCAGUCAGAAUGGAAAUCUUACUAUACAUCGCAGAACCCACACUGGGGAGAAGCCACAUAAAUGCUUGGAGUGUGGAAGGAGCUUCAACCUCCGUGGACAUCUUUCUAUACACAACAGAACCCACACUGGGGAGAAACCAUAUAAAUGCUUGGAGUGUGGAAGAAACUUCACCCGGAGGGAAGUUCUUACUUUACACAUUAGGAUCCACACUGGGGAGAAACCACAUAAGUGCUUGGAAUGUGGUAAGAGCUUCAGCACAAGUGGAGCUCUUACUAGUCAUUAUAGAACCCACACUGGGGAAAAACCAUAUAAAUGCUUGAAGUGUGGAAAGAGCUUCAUCCUCGGUGGACAUCUUACUGCACACUAUAGAACCCACACUGGGGAGAAGCCGUAUAAAUGCAUGGAGUGUGGAAAGAACUUCAGGCAGAAUGCACAUCUUACUUUACACCAUAGAACCCACACUGGGGAGAAACCACAUAAGUGCUUGGAGUGUGGAAAGAGCUUCAGCCAGAGUUCAUCUCUUACUAAACACCAUAGAAUCCACACUGGGGAGAAACCACAAAAUUUUAGAGUGUGGAAAGCACUUCCGCCAGAGUGGACAUCUUACUUUACUCCAUAGAACCCAUACUGGUGAGAAACCACAUAAAGUUUUGUGGCAGAAAUCAUAAUAUGAUUUCCUCAGUUAGUGAAAUAUAAAACCUCGUGAAAUGUCUUUCUUAAAAAAUUUGACUUGCCAUUAUCCUUUUUACCCUGAAGAAAUUUGGCCCGGUGUUUACUGAAUAGUUUUUGUGCCUCUGUUAUGAAUAAAUCUGCAUAAUUGGUGCAAAUAGAUUGAUGGAUAUUAAUGUUUUAA